AUGGCCAAGGAACAGCUGGAGGUGCUUAACGCACUAGAUGUGGCAAAAACACAAUGGUACCAUUUCACUGCUAUCAUUAUUGCUGGAAUGGGUUUCUUCACCGAUGCAUAUGAUCUGUUCUGCAUAUCCCUUGUCACAAAAUUGCUUGGCCGCAUAUACUACCAUGUCGACGGUGCAGCGAAGCCUGGAUCAUUGCCUCCCAACGUAGCAGCAGCUGUUAAUGGUGUGGCACUCGUUGGAACUCUAGCCGGCCAGCUCUUCUUUGGCUGGCUUGGUGACAAAUUGGGAAGGAAGAGGGUCUAUGGGCUGACUCUGAUGCUCAUGGUCUUAUGUUCUGUUUGUUCGGGCCUUUCUUUAGGCCGCGAUGCCAAGGCUGUCAUGUCAACCCUUUGCUUCUUCAGAUUCUGGCUUGGUUUUGGCAUUGGUGGUGACUACCCGCUUUCUGCAACCAUCAUGUCUGAGUAUGCUAACAAGAAAACUCGUGGUGCCUUCAUUGCAGCGGUAUUUGCCAUGCAGGGCUUUGGGAUUUUAGCUGGCGGGAUAUUUGCUAUAAUUAUGUCAUCUGUAUUCGAAGCCAAGUACAGUGCUCCUGCUUAUCAAGUUGAUCCAAUCGCUUCAACCAUCCCUCAAGCCGACUAUCUUUGGAGAAUCAUUGUAAUGGUCGGAGCACUACCAGCAGCACUGACCUACUAUUGGCGUAUGAAGAUGCCCGAAACUGCUCGGUACACGGCCCUUGUUGCCAAGAAUGCCAAGCAGGCAGCCUCUGACAUGUCGAAGGUUUUGCAAGUUGACAUUGAAGCAGAAACUCAGAAGAUUGAGAAGCUAGAUGGGCAACCAGCCAACUCUUUUGGUUUGUUCUCGUCGAAGUUUCUUCGUCGCCACGGGCUUCACUUGUUGGGAACAGCAAGCACGUGGUUCUUGCUUGACAUUGCAUUCUACAGCCAAAAUCUUUUCCAAAAGGAUAUCUUUAGCGCAAUUGGAUGGAUUCCUCCGGCAAAAACUAUGAAUGCAGUUCAAGAGGUUUAUAGAAUUGCAAGGGCACAAACACUGAUUGCUUUAUGCAGUACUGUCCCAGGCUACUGGUUCACGGUGGCUUUUAUUGAUAAAAUCGGAAGGUUUGCCAUCCAACUGAUGGGUUUCUUCUUCAUGACAGUGUUUAUGUUUGCGAUUGCAAUUCCUUACAAACACUGGACCCACAGUGAGAAUAGAAUUGGAUUCGUGGUCAUGUACUCAUUUACCUUCUUCUUUGCAAACUUCGGACCCAAUGCCACCACAUUUGUGGUGCCAGCCGAGAUAUUCCCAGCAAGGUUGAGGUCUACCUGCCACGGAAUAUCAGCAGCAUCAGGGAAGCUUGGGGCUAUCGUUGGUGCGUUUGGUUUCUUAUAUUUGGCUCAGAAUCAGGACAAGGCCAAGGCCGAUGCAGGAUACCCUGCAGGUAUUGGGGUGCGCAAUUCGCUUCUUGUACUGGGUGUGGUCAACCUCUUGGGUCUGCUGUUUACUUUCUUGGUGCCAGAAUCAAAGGGGAAAUCUCUUGAGGAGAUGUCCGGUGAAAAUGAGGUUGAGGAGCAGUAACGGUGGUCUGAAGUACACAUGGAAAAUAACCGUAUUAAUUUUAUUUUAUUUUUUUGGGCAGUAGUUCAUUCUCGUAUUUUUGUUCAUGUUUGUCUGCGACAGCUUCUAGUGCUGAAAAU
Populus nigra (black poplar) is the source of this 1691-nucleotide messenger RNA. Its product is annotated as inorganic phosphate transporter 1-4. NCBI's taxonomy places the organism in Eukaryota, Viridiplantae, Streptophyta, Magnoliopsida, Malpighiales, Salicaceae. The transcript has a single exon. Bases 1 to 1572 code for a protein of 523 amino acids. Gene Ontology annotation, molecular function: phosphate transmembrane transporter activity. Gene Ontology annotation, cellular component: membrane. The record is from RefSeq and is a predicted model, not a curated record. Gene Ontology annotation, biological process: transmembrane transport; phosphate ion transport.